UACGGUGUGUGACAAGAAUCUAGAACAAUGAUUCUACAUGACACUCUUAUUUUCAUCACUGUCUUUUACAGCGUGACUACAGCCUCUGAAAAACCGUGCUGUACUAGCAAGAAAUUCUUUGGACAAAUAAAAGUUACAACUGGCUUGGUUAAAAAUGGCAUCCCAAGGUCGAUGGAGAACACGUUCCAGUUUGAUUACAAUGCAGACAUGCACAUGGAGAGGGCUAUAGGCCAUAUCUACGAUAGCUCUGACAGGUCAUCUCAGCAUUACAAAAUCUUCAAUGACUAUAGACAUGGUAAACGAUAUGGAUUCUACGGGAGUGACUCGACUACUUGUGUUGUCACACCUAUCGAUCCGGACGCACAACCCGUUAACUGUGUACCAGAUGAGCUGAAACAUGAAGGGACGCUGGCUGUCGGCUCCGGCAACAUGACGAUACAGGCGAACGCGUGGUCAGGAUAUGCUUCCAACAUGCACUGGAGAAUGCAAACUUCCGUCAGGGACUGUACUCCAAUAUCUCUCACCCGUUAUGGGAUUGAUACAGACGGUAUAUAUGCAAUAGAGAUAACGACGUAUUCGAAUAUCACACAAUAUCGACUAAGCAGUGCAGAUGCUUUAGUUAUCCCUGACGAAUGUAAACAUAGUGCAGUGGCAACUGGAAAGUGAUGAACCUCUCCUGUGUAUAUAUGCAUAUUUUUCGUCUGAAUAUAUUAGAUAAAUAUCUGUAAAUCCAUACUUAUUACAUCUUUGAAAGUGUU
Messenger RNA from Mercenaria mercenaria, 758 nucleotides. RefSeq lists its product as uncharacterized. Lineage: Eukaryota; Metazoa; Mollusca; Bivalvia; Venerida; Veneridae. The record is from RefSeq and is a predicted model, not a curated record. Bases 28 to 666 code for a protein of 212 amino acids. Gene Ontology annotation, molecular function: calcium ion binding. Gene Ontology annotation, biological process: cell-matrix adhesion. Gene Ontology annotation, cellular component: lysosome; extracellular region. The transcript is spliced from 6 exons.